GUUCCCAGUUAGAAGUCUCUGUGGACUCACCAGGACUCAGACACCCCAGACCUGGAGGAUGCUGCUCACGGGGUCCCCAACCCUCCUCCUGCUGCUCUGGGGGGCCCUGGCCCUGACCCAGACCUGGGCGGGCCCCCACUCCCUGAGACAUUUCCUCACCGCUGAGUCCCGGCCCGGACAUCGCAAGCCCCGCUUCGUGGUCGUCAGCUACGUGGACGACACGCAGUUCGUGCGGUUCGACAGCGACGCCGCGAGCCCGAGGAUGGAGCCGCGGGCGCCGUGGAUGGAGCAGGAGGAGCCGGGCUACUGGGACGUGAACACGCGGAACGCCGAGGUCGCCGCACAGAGUUUCCGACUGAACCUGGACAUCCUGCGCGGCUACUACAACCAGAGCCGGGACGGUGAGCCACGGGGCCUGGGGCCGGUCACCACCCGCAUCCCCACGGCCGGACCGGGGUCGCCCUGA
Myotis brandtii (Brandt's bat) is the source of this 466-nucleotide messenger RNA. Its product is annotated as HLA class I histocompatibility antigen, A-26 alpha chain-like. NCBI's taxonomy places the organism in Eukaryota, Metazoa, Chordata, Mammalia, Chiroptera, Vespertilionidae. Gene Ontology annotation, biological process: immune response; antigen processing and presentation of endogenous peptide antigen via MHC class I via ER pathway, TAP-independent; antigen processing and presentation of endogenous peptide antigen via MHC class Ib. Bases 59 to 466 code for a protein of 135 amino acids. The record is from RefSeq and is a predicted model, not a curated record. The transcript is spliced from 2 exons. Gene Ontology annotation, cellular component: external side of plasma membrane. Gene Ontology annotation, molecular function: peptide antigen binding; signaling receptor binding.